Messenger RNA from Lottia gigantea (owl limpet), 1236 nucleotides. RefSeq lists its product as hypothetical. The record is from RefSeq and is a predicted model, not a curated record. The coding region runs from base 1 to 1236 and encodes 411 amino acids. The transcript is spliced from 3 exons. NCBI's taxonomy places the organism in Eukaryota, Metazoa, Mollusca, Gastropoda, Lottiidae.
AUGAAGUAUUCUAUGGUAUUGUUAUUGGUAAUGGUUAUUGACUUAACGAAUGCUGGUAACAGUAAUGACGAUACAGAUACAGAUAGCUCGAAAUCCUUCAGAAGAACAUCCUUACAAAAGAACCAAUAUUAUGCCUACGUUAAUCCUAAAUUUACAGACAUUACUAACAGAAUGAAUCAAAGGAGUGCCUCGAUUCGAGCAUUUCGCAACCAGAACAAAAUGACGGCAUUUUCUUCAAAUCUAAACCCUUUGAGAAGUCAGUAUACCAAACCAAUCAUAUCUUAUAACAAUUUGAUACGACCAGCUGUCAUUAACACGAUCCAAAUCAAUCAGAAACAUGCUGCUAUCUUAAAUCGACCAACUACUACAAAAAUUAACAAGAUCCAAGACGUUAGUAAUGUGAACACUGUUGGUAUUAAAACCAAGACUAUUCCCAAUCGAAUCGUGUAUACCAAUCCAAUAACAGGAGGCAAAACAAUAUUUGUUCGAAACGUUGACGAAAAUACUUAUAGUCAACACGAGAAGGCCACGAACACAAUUGUCCAGCUUACCACACCAUUACCUAAUAAUAUUGUACCAUUACCAAACGUCUAUAAUAUUCAAACUAAAAUACCAUCCAAUCAAAUACCAUACUACCAAAUAAAUACCACUCCAGUACCAACUGCUGCAUCCAUAUUAGAUAAUUACAUUCAACCAGCCACAAGUCAAAUUCACGGGGAUCAAAGUUUUGCGAGAAUGAAUACACACCAAUCACCAAUUGUUAGAACUAAUACUAUUCCAGCCUCAAAUUUAGCAAAUUAUGACCUACCAGUAACUACUUUAAAUACUCAAAAACCAGUUGAACGGACCAUGAUGAAUAGUCAAAUGCAACCACUCAGCACCGUCAACAAUCGUCAAAUGGCAACUGAAUAUUCUUUAAAUUACCCACUACCAGCUUCCAAUACCAUAAGGGGCAGUCAAAUAACCAAUAGCUUAGCAACAUCGAACACUUAUCCGACAAGAAAUCAACAAACGAACCAAAAAUAUUCUGGUUUCCAGUCUCCUUCAAACCGGGUUUACACCAACUCUGUCAAUCCACCACAACCAACUCCCACAAACCAACCUCCAACAACCGAUACUGGUAAUGCUCUCAACUUUGUUAGAGCGUUUUUUCAACAAUUAAUGCAACAACAACAACAGCCACCUAAGAACCAAUACAAAAUAGCUACAUCCCCUACUAGCAAAUAUAAUAUGUAA